AAAAAACCAUCCUCCAAACCGCUCAAUUCCCAAAUUCCGUGCUUAAAAGCUUUCAACUUCCUCUAAACAAAAAAACGUGUCUGUGUUAUUUUUUCUGACUAAGCGAGUAAACAGAAAAAAAUGACUAGCGUAACGGAAACAGAGCGAGACAACUACAGCAUGAUAAAUUUCGAAGAAACAGAGUUACGACUCGGUCUUCCUGGUGGCUCAGCGAGUGAACACAGCGAGUCACCUAUUAAAACCAGUGGUGGAAAGAGAGGUUUCUCAGAAACCUCUAAUGUUGAUUUGAAGCUUAAUCUUUCUCCCACUAAUGAUUCUGUUUCACCUUCCUCAACUAUACCUCUUGUACCUGCAAACAAAGUUAAAGACAAAACUUCUACUACUGCGCCUCCUCGCGCUAAGGCACAAGUUGUGGGUUGGCCACCAGUUCGAUCCUUCAGAAAGAACAUAGUGAAUGUUCAAAAGAGCAACAAUGAAGUAGAAGCAGAGAAGAAGACUAGUGGUAGUGGUGGUGGGAAUGGAGCGUUUGUGAAGGUGAGCAUGGAUGGAGCACCUUAUCUACGCAAGGUGGACCUCAAAUUGUACAAAAGCUACCAAGAGCUGUCAGAUGCGCUGGCUAAAAUGUUUAGUUCCUUCACAAUUGGUAAUUGUGGGUCCCAAGUUACCAAAGACUUCAUGAAUGAGAGUAAAUUGAUUGACCUUUUGAACGGUUCUGAUUAUGUACCAACAUAUGAAGACAAAGAUGGUGAUUGGAUGCUUGUUGGUGAUGUGCCUUGGGAAAUGUUUGUUGGAUCAUGCAAGCGCCUCCGCAUAAUGAAAGGUUCUGAGGCAAUUGGCCUAGCACCAAGGGCAGUGGAAAAGUGCAAGAACAGAAGCUGAAACCCCUGUCAUGUUCCGACAAAAUAUUCUACUUCUUGUUGAUCAUCGAUCAGCGUCCCAAGGAAGCAAAUUUGGCUCGAGUAAGGUCGAGGCUAGUAUAGGAAUAAGAGUUUUUAAUUAUAUUAUUAUUAUUAUUAUUGUAAUGUGUCUGUGCUAUCUUUUUGUAUUUUUUUCUUCCUAUAUGUGUAUUAUAUGAACGAUAAAAUAGUUGGAAAUUCAUUAGGGACAAGAAAUGAUAUAGAAGAUGUUUAUAUGACCCAGUUUUUGUUUCAAAGGGAAAAAAUAUGUGACUCUGUCUAUUGCCAGCGUGUGCUUGACUAAUAAUUAAUAAUGUCAAUGUUUCCAAUUAUAUUUA
Messenger RNA from Cicer arietinum (chickpea), 1234 nucleotides. Its product is annotated as auxin-responsive protein IAA16. The record is from RefSeq and is a predicted model, not a curated record. Gene Ontology annotation, biological process: regulation of DNA-templated transcription. NCBI's taxonomy places the organism in Eukaryota, Viridiplantae, Streptophyta, Magnoliopsida, Fabales, Fabaceae. Gene Ontology annotation, cellular component: nucleus.